AUGGCGGCUGUGCCAGCGAAAACGCGAGGCGAGGGCGUGUACAUGUACCUGACGCGUGAUAGCGCUGGGCGCACGCCCCCUCCGGCUUGGGGCACCCCCGUCACUUUCUUCCAGGAUCGCAAUCCGGCAUCACCACCAAAUCCGCCAUGGUUGCCAACGCCAGCAUACCCCGACUUUGAGGAUACGUGCACAUAUCCAAACCCGCCCUCGCCGCCAUCGAAUUGCCGGCUGUCGCUCUCGCCUCAGCAGCAGCUGCUCGACCCGGCCACGUACCUGCAGAGCCUCCGCAGCGCGCAAUCGCCCACGGCCUGGGGCAGACGGUCCAUGGAUUUCCUCUCCAGCUUCAACUUCCGCGACGAGGAACCGGCCAGGCUCGACAGCCAACUGUGCGGCUCCGUCGAGGAGCUGCAGUCGCGGCUGCGGAAUGCCUUUGACGGCAAGGUCAGCGAGACCCGGGCGGAGCGAGUUGCGACACGGCUGGAGCUCGCGGCGUCGGUCGAGCUCACGAUUGGGACUGCGGCGGAGGGGGACGGCGGCCGGGGGCUGGAGGGGCUGAGCAGCAACCUGGAUCCGUCGUUGGGGGGAGCGCCUUCGACGGGCGCCUUCGGGACCGCGGACGGGGGGCAGGCGGGCCGCGUGGUGGUCGUGAGCGAGGCGCUGAUGAACCAGCCGGCCGACGAUCCAGUGCUGCAGCGGUCCAUUGCCAACCAGCUCGUGGCGGGCGUCGGGCAGGUCGACGGGAGCGAGUGGGCGGUGCGCGAGAUGUCGCGGGCGACUCGGGACUGGGUCUUUUCGUAUGUGUGCAAGGGCUCGAUGCAGCAUUGGCAACGACAGCACAAGAGCCAGGCCAAGCCGCUGGUUGCCGACUACUCACAGAGGGAGAUUGACCCUCUGCUCGCAAGUCGGCCUGCGUUUCACUGUCGGGGGUCACUCGUCAUUUCCUUUUCUCGAAAUACUAGGACCAUUUCCAUAGACUAUGACCACAUCCCACUCCAUCGCACAGUCUCUGAGCUCGCGACCCUCUUCAAGCCCCCGCCCCCACGGCGUCCCCUCCCCAACCCAGAGAAGCAGCCCAAGCAGCCAAAAGCGCCCAAGACGCCAAAGCAGCCAGGCUCGUCGAGGAAGAAGAAGAAGGAUGCUGCCGACCAGACACCGGGAGGCGAGGGUGCCAGCAAGCCGAGGAAAUGGAAGCGAAAGACGGACGACGUCGGGGCUGCGGGAGAGCAGUCUCAGUCUCGGGGCGUUGACGGCACUCAGCCGGGAGGGGAUGGUAGCGCUACUGGCCAGCAGCAGAAUGGUCCAGAUGGUCAAGCUGGUCAAGCGGCUGCCCCGAAUUCGGCUGCAGGGCUGCUCAUUAUCAAUGUCUCGCCCGAGGAGGCGGAGCGACGACGAAACGUUGCCAUGCUCAUGCUUCAGGGUGCGGGCGUCGACCCAGAUUCGCUCUCUCCAGAGCAGUUCAACAUCUUUGCGAACCAGUCCCCAGAGCUGCAAAAGGAGUCGCUUAACAUGCUCGUUAAGUAUGGCGCAGAGCGUCUCCGCAUUGUACAUCCUGGGAACAAGGAAGGGUCUGCUCCGCCGUCGGCCUCGAACGCGUCCUCUACCCCUGCGACUCAGAGCAACAUACAAGGGAGCUCGUCUGGCCCCGUCACUACGAAUGAGCUGGUGCUACAGACUUCCACGAAGAAGAGCCGAAAGAAGAAUCAGGCUGCGAAUAACGAUGUCGAAGAAGAGGAGAAUGCCGAUUCAACCGCCAAGAAGUCGAGACGCAAGGGGCCGAGCAAGUCAAGAACUGCCUGUGCUCAGUGUAAACAGCGCAGAGUCAAGUGUCCGAGAGAAUUGCCACUAUGUAGCGGUUGCCGUGAGGCAGGCUUAAUAUGCGAAUAUGCAGCCCCUAAGCCAAAGAAGCAAAAAUCCAACGCCAUCAUCACGACAGAGGAUGAGCAAGAGGAAAACGAAGAAGACGAAACGGGGGUAGAAGAACAGGACGAGCCGCAGCUGGUAGACCAGCAGCUGCAGGAGGAUGCAGAGGGCUACCCUGAUCUGGCCGAUGACUCUGUGGCCGACUGGGAACAUGGCAGUGCUCCGCCGAGCUUUUUCCACACCACGACCAUGGGAGUAUCCGAGGCGGACGCCUCGCAGCCUCCACACCAGACCACCAGCGUUCCGCUAUCGAAUCUCAUCUUGCCCACGGGACGCACGUUUUAUCCCAACAUCUCAACGCCAGAAAUGCAGGAGCAGACGUUGACGCAGCCAGUAGCUCAGGAACCGAGAAAAAAGCCAGCCAAGGCCGCGGCAAAGGGAUCCGGGCGUAACGUGAGGACAGCUCUACCAAACGAAAGCCACAGCUCCUUGCACUCCUCCACAGGAGCCUCAGAAUGGAAUGGCAGCGCCAAUCCCGUCACGCAGGCGGCAGCGGUUGUAGCAGCAGUCGUGACAUCUAUGCAGGACCAACCGCACCGUGAGCCAACCUAUCAGAUGGCAGACUCUAGCCGGAACAAUUCCUGGCGUCCCUCUGCAAUUCCCCAGACACUGGAUCAUGCACAGCAACAGACUGUGGCCGGAGCAUCAGUGCAGCGCACCAAGACGGCAUCGCCGAUGAAUGACAGACCGCGCUCCCGGACGGCCAAGCACCCGAAACAAGGCAUGGUUCACAAGACGUCGCCCGCGAAUGCCUACCAGAGCCCAAACAUGGGGGAUCAGCAUCAACCGCCGCAACAACAACAACAGCAGCAACAGCAACAGCAGCAGAGCACCCACGGAUCAGGGCUGCAGGCGCCGAGCGGCAUGGCUGGCUCGGGGUCGUACAACAGCUACGAUCGGUAUUCCAGCUCCAGAGCACCGGAUACCUCCUCGAGCGAUAGAAUCACGUAUGAGCCGUACUCGUACCAGAGAGACACGACUGGCACUACUUCGUAUACCAGCUAUAACCACAACUCUCACUCGACCUCGACAACGACGACGGCCGCCAACAUGUCCUCGGCGACGAUGUCGUCUGCAGAUCGGACGGGCUCGCAGUCAUACGGCUCCUAUUCGAACCCCCAGUCUCGGAACAUCUCGCACGCCAACCAGACAUCGCAUGUGGGAUCGAGGGGACCUGCACAAGCUCAAGACUAUGGCAACAACAGCUCGGACUUGGGACGCAGCUCCCGACAGACCUUUAACAUGCGACCGGGUCAGAAAUCGAUGAAGCAGGACCGCGGCUAUUCGGCAUAUCCAUCGCAGAUUCAGCACCAGCAACAGCACACUCAACAGCAGCAGCAGCACACCCAGCAGCAGCAUACUCAGCAGCACACGCAGCAAGCGAGCCAGCAUCAGGCGUGGUAUGGCUUCAAUAGCCAGUCUGGAGGCGCCUUUGCGUCGAAUGGUGGGCACGGAUCAAACUACAGCUGGAACAUGCCAGGUGAUUCAUAG
This is a messenger RNA of Trichoderma citrinoviride, 3411 nucleotides long. RefSeq lists its product as hypothetical. The record is from RefSeq and is a predicted model, not a curated record. Gene Ontology annotation, biological process: regulation of DNA-templated transcription. NCBI's taxonomy places the organism in Eukaryota, Fungi, Ascomycota, Sordariomycetes, Hypocreales, Hypocreaceae. Gene Ontology annotation, molecular function: DNA-binding transcription factor activity, RNA polymerase II-specific; zinc ion binding. The coding region runs from base 1 to 3411 and encodes 1136 amino acids. The transcript has 3 exons.